Molecule: messenger RNA, 3579 nt
Organism: Stegastes partitus (bicolor damselfish)
Lineage: Eukaryota; Metazoa; Chordata; Actinopteri; Pomacentridae
Gene: ctnnd2b
Product: catenin (cadherin-associated protein), delta 2b
Exons: 23
Coding region: 1-3579 (1192 amino acids)
Biological process (GO): dendritic spine morphogenesis; cell-cell adhesion
Cellular component (GO): cytoplasm; postsynaptic density; plasma membrane
Molecular function (GO): protein binding
Source: RefSeq, a predicted model, not a curated record
AUGCCAGUGCCUGAGGUGGCAUCUGACACUGCCAGCGCUGCCACCAUGUUGAGCCCCGUCCUCAAUGCCUCCAACGGAGACGGCUCCGAGUCUGAAACCACCUCCGCCAUCCUCGCCUCCGUCAAAGAACAGGAGUUGCAGUUUGAACGUCUGACCAGGGAGCUGGAAGCCGAACGACAGAUUGUUGCCAGUCAGCUGGAGAGAUGCAAGCUUGGCUCUGAGACCGGAAGCAUGACUAGCAUCAGCUCAGCAGAUGAGAAGUUUCGCUGGAACAACCAAGAUGGACAGAAGGACAUCGAGGAGGAGCUGACGACAGGCCUGGAGCUGGUGGACUCCUGCAUCCGAUCGCUCCAGGAGUCGGGCAUCUUGGACUCGCAGGACACUUCUACAGGAGACAGACAAGGACUCCUGUCCCAAAGCGCUUUGCAGCUCAACAACCAGGAUGCCUAUGCAGCGGCUGGUUACCAUAGCAACCAGGGGCUGGCGCUGGGGGAGUCGGUCACGGGUCGUAGCGGAGGGGCAGUUCACAGCUACAACCAGGUGACCUCCAGCCGUGCAGCUGCCCAGCUAGCAGCCACAGACUCUCCCUCCCAGUCCCAGAGAGACUCAUUUGCCCAGCAGGCCCUUGGCAGCGCCUUCCACAUGCCCUCCGAGGGCGGAUCUGCGCCCGCUGGACCGUCCAUGUAUUACUCCUGUGCCACUUUGCCUGCGCAGCGCGUGAGCUCCCCUCUGCAGGCAGUGGGAUCCCCUACCAAGCUGCAGCGCCUGGGAUCAGCCUCUGCCGACAUGCCCAGCUACGCCACGCUACAGAGGGUGUCCUCGCCCAAGCAGUCGCCCAGCCGACUCGCCAAGUCCUACAGCACCUCAUCGCCCAUCAACAUGGUAGCAUCGGGUGCCGCCGGUUCCUCCUCCCCGCUCCCCAUGGCAGCCUCCCCGGGGGGAAACCACACCUCGUCGCCCAUUCACCAGCUCAGCUCGGCGGUGGGAAGCUACGCCACCCUGUCGCCCACCAAGCGCAUGCUGCAUCACAUCGGAGCAGACGGCUACAAGAUUUCCCACGAGCUGUACGCCAACGCAACCCUGCAAAGGCCUGGGAGCCUGGCAGGUAGAGGCUCCAGAGGUUCCUACAGCAGCCAGCACAGUCACCUGGGCUCUGAACUGCGACCCCUGCAGUCCCCUGAGCACCACAUCGACCCCAUCUACGAAGACAGAGUCUACACCAAGCCCAACCUUAGAGGACAAGCCCCGCCUUCCCCCGGUGUCGACCCAAUCCCCUUGCAGCGAACGGGAAGCCAGAGUGCCGCCGCCACCUUUCAGAGAGGCAGCUUCGCCACGGGAGGCGGGGCGGCCGACUACGCCAACCCGUACCGCACUCUGCAGUUCUGCCCGUCCACCGAGUCGCCUUACAGCAAGUCAGGCCCCGCACUCCCACCUGAAGCCGCCCUGGGCCGGUCUCCAUCAGUGGACAGCAUCCAGAAGGACCCAAGGGAGUUUGGCUGGAGGGAUCCAGAGCUGCCAGAGGUGAUCCAGAUGUUGCAGCAUCAGUUCCCAUCAGUCCAGUCCAACGCUGCUGCCUACCUCCAGCACCUCUGCUUCGGAGACAACAAGAUCAAAUCUGAGAUCCGGCGGCAGGGUGGAAUCCAGCUGCUGGUGGACCUGUUGGACCACCGGAUGACUGACGUGCACCGCAGCGCCUGCGGAGCUUUGAGGAACCUCGUGUACGGCAAAGCCAACGACGACAACAAGAUCGCCCUGAAGAACUGCGGAGGAAUACCGGCUCUGGUCCGACUGCUCAGGAAGACCACAGAUGUUGAGAUCCGAGAGCUGCUCACAGGUGUUUUGUGGAACCUGUCGUCAUGCGACGCCCUGAAGAUGCCCAUCAUCCAGGACGCUCUGGCCGUGCUGACCAACGCUGUAAUCAUCCCACACUCGGGCUGGGACACGUCCCCGCACACACAGGAGGAUCGCAAGCUGCACUUACACUCCUCCCAGGUCCUCCGCAACGCCACAGGCUGUCUCCGGAACGUGAGUUCUGCAGGCGAGGAGGCUCGGAGGAGGAUGAGGGAGUGCGAGGGCCUGACGGACGCCCUGCUCUACGUCAUCCAGACCGCUCUGGGGAGCAGCGAGAUUGACAGCAAGACUGUCGAGAACUGUGUGUGCAUCCUGAGGAACUUGUCGUACCGUCUGGCCGCAGAGACGUCUCACAGCCAGCAGGGGGGGUCGGAGGAGUUGGACGGGUUGCUAUGUGACACCGGCGGGAAGGACGCGGAGAGCUCCGGAUGUUGGGGCAAGAAGAAGAAGAAAAAGAAGGGACACGACCAGUGGGACGGCGUCGGCCCGUUUCCAGACUUGGCGGAGCCCCCGAAAGGCAUCCAGAUGUUAUGGCACCCCACCAUCGUCAAGCCCUACCUCACACUGCUGUCUGAGUGCUCCAACCCAGACACCCUGGAGGGAGCAGCUGGGGCUCUGCAGAACCUGGCUGCUGGCAGCUGGAAGUGGUCCGUCUACAUCCGGGCCGCGGUGCGUAAAGAGAAGGGCCUCCCCAUCCUGGUGGAGCUGCUGAGGAUAGACAACGACCGGGUGGUGUGUGCCGUGGCGACCGCCCUCAGAAACAUGGCGCUGGACAUCAGGAACAAGGAGCUCAUCGGUAAAUACGCCAUGAGGGACCUGGUGCACCGUUUGCCCGGAGGCAGCAACAACAACAACAGCAGCGGCGGCGGCGGGGGAGGCGCCAACAGCAGCGGGCUGGUGGGGAAGACCAUGUCGGACGACACCAUCACGGCUAUCUGCUGCGCGCUGCACGAGGUCAUCACCAAGAACAUGGAGAACACCAAAGCCCUGAGGGACGCCGGCGGCAUCGAGAAGCUCAUCGGCAUCGCCCGCAGCAAGGGAGACAAACAUAGUCCUAAAGUGGUGAAAGCAGCAUCUCAAGUCCUGAACAGCAUGUGGCAAUACAGAGACCUACGCAGCCUCUACAAAAAGGACGGUUAUUCUCAAUACCAUUUUGUCGGCUCCUCCUCCACGAUAGAGAGAGACAGACAGCGACCUUAUUCUUCCUCUCGCACUCCGUCCAUCUCUCCCGUACGAACCUCGCCUAACAAUCGAUCAGCAAGCGCUCCAGCGUCCCCCAGAGAGAUGAUGGCGUUGAAAGAGAGGAAGGCAGACUACGAGUCGACUGGCAAUGCCAGUUACCAUGGCAGCAAGGGCGAGCACACAUCCCGGAAGGACGCCAUGACAGGUCAAAUCUCCGGUGGGUCUUCAACACUACACAGAGGAGCGUAUGUGUCCCCCACUGAUGACCUGAAGUAUAAUCAGGUUUCUUCUCAAGGUUUGCCGUCAGAGCCCUACCCUCCUUUCCAAAACCCACCUCCGCCCGACAGCGGCCCCUACGAGGAUCAGGCCUUCUACGAGAACCAGGUUCACGCGGGAGGGCGCCCCCCGCAGGGUGACCUCAACAUGCACCUGCAGGGCCUCAAGUCCACCGGCAACUAUGUAGACUUCUACUCGGCCUCGCGGCCCUACAGCGAGCUCAACUACGAGACCAGCCACUAUCCAGCCUCACCAGACUCCUGGGUCUAA